AUUUGGCAGACUAAGUGGGCAACACUGAGCGCCAGUCUUGAAUAAACGUUUUGCAGAGUGCACGUGUCUUUGAUUUAUCAGUGGCGACGAGGAUAAAAAAAAUUCACAUAAAUUUAAAAAUUAAUUAAACUGUGUUGAGAAAAUUAUAAUGAUUGGUCAAAUUAGUGCAUUUGACGUUAAAAACGGCAAUUGGUCAGCAUAUAUUGAACGUGUGGAGAUGUAUUUUGUGGCAAAUAAAAUUGAAGAUGGCGUCAAAUUACCCACGCUUAUAGCGGUAAUGGGGGAAGAUAGCUACGACUUGCUAUCUACGUUGGCCAGUCCGAAGAAACCUUCGAGUCUAACUUUCAAAGAAGUUGUGAAUUUAAUGGAAACGCAUUUGCAGCCGAAACCUUCAAUAUUAGCGGAGCGUUACAGAUUUCGUCAAAGAAGGCAGCAAGAAAACGAAUCGAUUGCCGACUACGUGGCAGACUUAAAAAAAUUAUCACGGUUUUGUGAUUUCUCAACAACACUAGAAGAUAAUAUUAGAGACCAAUUUGUGUGCGGGCUAAAAAGUGAAUCUACAAGACAGAGGCUGUUUGCCGAGGAGAAUCUUUGUUAUAAAAAAGCCGUGUCGCUCGCGAUAAACCUUGAGGCGGCGGAACGUGACGCGGGCGUUGUGGAUCGUUCACUCAUUGUGGAGCAAGUAAAUAAAAUGCAAAUACGUGAGUGUAAAGCAUGUGGGGACACAAAUCAUCGCUGGGAAGAUUGUGUCUACAAAAAUUUUGUGUGCAGCCUCUGCAAAACGACAGGCCAUCUCCGUCGUAUGUGUACGGGACGAGAGAAGACUGGGGUACGCGGUGAGGGCGUGAUGAACAGCUACGGGUACAGUGGCAGAUCGCGCGGGUGGCGCGGGCGAUGGCGCGGGAAGCGUGGCGGUCGAUCACGUGGCGCCGGGCGCGGGGCCGGACAAGGAGCCCCCGCCGACACCUACUGGCUGCAGGGAGCCGCCGGAUGCGAGGCUGGACCGGUGGCCAAAGCGGCGCCGGCGAGCGAGGUGCGCCAGCAAGAGGAAGUAGACUACACGGAUGAGGAGCCGAUCUAUCAGAUGUCCUUAGCUAAGUACAAACCGAUAUAAGUCGGUGUUUGACGGGACCCUGGGCAGGUACACUGGUGGUACGGUGGCGUUGAAGGUGCGUGAGGACGCAGAGCCUAUAUUUUGCAGAGCGAGGC
Molecule: messenger RNA, 1209 nt
Organism: Pieris napi
Lineage: Eukaryota; Metazoa; Arthropoda; Insecta; Lepidoptera; Pieridae
Exons: 2
Coding region: 149-1114 (321 amino acids)
Molecular function (GO): zinc ion binding; nucleic acid binding
Source: RefSeq, a predicted model, not a curated record